AUGGUGUUCUAUUUCCACCGCUUCAGUUUCUCCAGUCCAAGUCGAGAAGUUGGAAGGACAGUGGAUAAUACCAGUAAUAAACUCCAAAGGUUCUCUUUCAAAGAGCUUCGUGUUGUGACAAGAGACUUCGACGUCAAAAACAGGUUGGGUGAAGGAUCAUUUGGACAAGUCUACAGAGGAUGCUUAGCCGAUGGUUCUCUUAUCACUGUAAAACAACUGAGAGAGCUUUCUGCAGACUCCGAAAAACAGUAUCAGACAGAAGCGGAAGUGGCAGCCAUUGUUCGCCACCCCAAUAUAUUAAGCCUGAUUGGGUAUUGCAAUAUGAGGAAAGAGCGGUUGUUAGUCUACACCUUCAUGGUCAACUGCAGUCUCGACUUCCUCUUGAGUCGGAAAGCUGUCCGACCCCUCGAUUGGCCAAUCCAGAUGCGGAUAGCAUCGGGAAUCGCGAGGGGGCUGGCUCUCAUACAUGAUCAAUGUCAUCCCAGCAUCACACACCGUGAUUUCAGUUGUUCAAACGCAUUGCUGACUGCGGAAUUCGAGCCCAUAUUGGGAGACUUCGGCUUCGCCAGGAUCAUGCGUGAGAGGGAUAUCGUGGUGGGCUGUGGCCCGGUUUUUGCAGCUGAAGUGGGUAAAUAUCCGCCUUGUUGCCCUCGGAAGGUUGACGUCCAUUUAUGUGGGAACCUGCUUCUUGAUCUCUUCUCAGGACGGCCAUAUCUCGACUUGGAUCGGAGACGGAACGGCUGGGUUAGCACAUGUAUGAACGAGAACGCAUUGGGAAGGGUGGUCGAUCCUCAUUUGCAGGGGAACUAUCCGGCAGAAGAAGCAGAGCGACUUGUCCGAUUGGCAUUAUCAUGUGCGGAAGACAAUCCGUCUGUCCGACCCGAGAUGUCUCAGGUAGUUAGAAUGCUCGAACUCCAAUCGCACAGAGAGGAUCCUGGCAUCAGGAGUAGUCGGAGCAGAUGA
Messenger RNA from Rhodamnia argentea, 963 nucleotides. RefSeq names its product BRASSINOSTEROID INSENSITIVE 1-associated receptor kinase 1-like. Gene Ontology annotation, molecular function: protein kinase activity; ATP binding. The transcript has a single exon. Bases 1 to 963 code for a protein of 320 amino acids. NCBI's taxonomy places the organism in Eukaryota, Viridiplantae, Streptophyta, Magnoliopsida, Myrtales, Myrtaceae. Gene Ontology annotation, biological process: protein phosphorylation. The record is from RefSeq and is a predicted model, not a curated record.